UAAUUGUAGAAAACAUGGCGGCGGACAGUAAUAACGAAAAGGAUGAUUUUGUAUCGUAUGGGACCGCUUUAGAGCCUUUAGAAGAGGAUGAGCCUCUGAAGAAGCCAGUGCCCAUAUAUGAACAGACAGUGAGAGAUGAGAAGGGCCGAUACCAGAGGUUCCAUGGGGCGUUCACUGGAGGGUUUUCUGCCGGAUAUUUUAACACUGUCGGCUCCAAAGAAGGAUGGACUCCUUCCACAUUCAAGUCUUCACGGCAAAGCAAAGCCGAACAGCAGCAAGCCAGACCAGAGGAUUUCAUGGACGAGGAGGACUUUGGAGAGCAUGGCAUUGCCCCCAGAGAGAUCACUCGCAGUGCAGAGUUCCAGUCAGGACACAGAGACCUGGCCACAGAAAAAGCUCGAGCCGUGAAUGCUCAGUCCUCCCUGAUCCCCGGAGACACUCUGCUGGAGGAUAUCAUCGCACCUGCGCAGUCGUCCAUCGGUGUGGAGCUGCUGAAGAAGAUGGGCUGGAGAGAGGGCCAGGGAGUUGGGCCUCGAGUGAAGAGGAAGCCAAAGAAACAAAAGACAGGAGAAGGUGUCGGGGUCUACGGAUGUGCACUCCCCCCCUCCGGCUCUGAGGGCUCUGAUGAGGAGAAUGAUGAUGAGUUUGCUCCAGAGAAUGUGACAUUUGCACCCAAAGACGUGACUCCAGUGGACUUCACUCCCCGUUUAGGGCUGCAGGGUCUGGGGUACCGCGGUCUGGAUCCGGGUCUGGCUCUGGGACAGGCCUCUGAGCACAUAAACCUGUUCGACCCACAGUUCGACUCAAAAGGGAAACUGUUCGGAGGGAAACAGAAGCAGAGCAGACGCAGAGGAGUGGUUGGACAGGGGUUUGGUGUGGGGGCACUGGAGGAUGAGGACGAGGACAUUUAUCACAGAGACUCCAUGUCCAAAUAUGACACAGAGAUCAAGGAUGAGGAGCCCACAGAUGGACUGUUUGGAUGGACUGCUCCUCAGGAAUACACCAAGAAGAAGGAUUCAAACAAAGACGCCUCCUACAUCGGUAAAAUCUUAGAGGGCUUCACUUUGGCCCAAAAAUCCGAAGCUUUGAAAACUAUUUUCCCUCCGCCCAGACUGCCCAGAGACUACCGGCCUGUGCGUAGGUUUAAUCCCGGGACUUUUGUGUCUCACGUGACGGGGGUCAGUCCAGCUCUGGCCCAGGCUCUGAAGACCUCCAGGGGGCACAUGGACAAAGACGAGCCCCAAACCGGACGCCAUCAGCUGGACUCUGGGCAGAGGAGGGUCCUGAUCGGAGAGGAGGCUCUGCAAGGUCCCAGUUCAGUGCUGGACUUACUGAAGCCUGCGGACAGAGAGCGUCUCAAACACAUCAGGAAGUCCAAAAGCAGCCUCCAGACACAGCCCACCAAAGACUCUAAUUCCCAGAGUGCACUGCGGCCCUCUCCUUUUCCUCCUACGUCUUCAUCAAAGCCUGCACCAAAUGUUACGCCUCAACCUAGUAUUAGCCAGGAGCAGCAGCAGGAAGCUCUGUCGGCGUGGAAAGGACAAACCACAACACAAACUUUUAAACCAUUUGAGAAGAACCUAGAGAAACAAGAGAGAUACGAGCAGUACCUGAACCGCCUCAGACAGGGAGACAAAGAUGCCCUGGAGCAUAGCCUGGACCCUCAGAUGACAGAGUGGGAGAGGAGUCGGGAGCGUGAGGAGUUUGUUCGGGCGUCCAUCUUGUAUCGGCCCUCCUCCUCCUUCCUCUCCUCCAGGUUCACAAGGGGCAAACAACAAGACGAUGACGACACUGUGGAGGUCAACAGGGACGAAGAGGGAGACUUGGACGACAAACAGGCAGCAGUGAAGAUGAAGAUGUUUGGAAAACUCACCAGAGAAACGUUUGAGUGGCAUCCAGACAAGCUUUUGUGUAAACGCUUCAAUGUCCCCGACCCUUAUCCAGGGUCGAGUCUGGUGGGUCUGCCCAAAGUGAAACGGGACAAAUUUUCAGUGUUCAACUUCCUGACUGUCCCUGAGAGCAGAGAGACUUCAGUUCCUCCUCCAAAAGCUCCGGAGGUGAAGAAGUCUCGAUGGGACGUGUCACAGGAAAUGAAAGACAGUGAUGCUCUAAGUGAAAUGCUGAGUGCUGCACGAGACCAGAGUUCUGAGAUAGGACCAGACCAGACUGGGACCAUGGACCAGACCAGGACCAAGGACCAGACCAGGACAGACACCCCAGCUUUACCUGCUCCGGACUCUAAAGAUCAACAAUCGGAUAUAAGGACAGAGACUAAAGAGACGUUAAAUAAAGACAGUAAAGAGGACAGCAGUGAUUCUGAUUCAGACUCGGACUCAGACUCGGAGACAGAGGAGACUCGACCUCCAAUGGAUGUGUUCAAAGCCAUUUUCUCCAGUUCUUCUGAGGAGAAAUCUUCAUCUGAGUCUGAGGAGGAAAAGGAGGAGCAGAAGAAGGAGCAGAAGGAGGAGCAGGGACAUGUGACGCACAUUCUAUUUAAUAUUAAUACUGCGGUCACCACGACAACACUCUCUGUAACAACCACAUCGUCUGUAGCCAUGGCCACAGCUGCCACGUCGACCAAGCAGAACACUGCACCCUCUACAUCACAAACAGAAGAACAAGAGUGGUUUGGACCUAAGCUGCCGCCGCCAUCUUUUGCACUGAAGAGCAGCAGCAGAGAUCUUCGGGCCAGAUCACCGUCUCCCAGUUCAGAUGAAAAACACAGAAAGUCCAAAGACAAGAAACACAAGAAUAAAAAAGACCACAAGCACAAGAAGGAGAAGAAGAAGAAGAAGCAUAAGAAACAUAAGCACAAAGGAAAACAGAAGAAGAAGAGAGAGGAGAGCAGCUCAGACAGCGACACAGAGACUGAACACACCACCAGUGAUGUGUCAACAGAGGAGCUGCUCAGGAGGCUGAAGACUGUCCGUGCUCAGUGUCCUCUGUGAGGACUCUUGUCACAAUUGCAAGUGCUGUUGUAAACAAUAAAUUCUAUAUAUUGUACAA
Molecule: messenger RNA, 3006 nt
Organism: Periophthalmus magnuspinnatus
Lineage: Eukaryota; Metazoa; Chordata; Actinopteri; Gobiiformes; Gobiidae
Gene: gpatch1
Product: G patch domain containing 1
Exons: 20
Coding region: 15-2948 (977 amino acids)
Biological process (GO): mRNA processing
Cellular component (GO): nucleus
Molecular function (GO): RNA binding
Source: RefSeq, a predicted model, not a curated record